GAGGUGGGCACAUCAGGCCCAUCAGGUGUGAGCCGUGUUGACUGCCAUUACUUUUCCCUUGUUCUCAGCCAUGUCUUGGCAGAUGGCUCUGCGCGUCCCGCGAGGCCUCUGGAGCGCGGCGCUGAUGCUGAUUCUGCUGCCGCGGAGCAGCCCGGUGGCCGAGGGCAGAGACUCGCCGGAGGAUUUCGUGUUCCAGUUUAAGGGUCUCUGCUACUUCACCAACGGGACGCAGCGGGUGCGGCUUGUGACCAGAUACAUCUACAACCGCGAGGAGUACGUGCGCUUCGACAGCGACGUGGACGAGUACCGGGCGGUGACGCCGCUGGGCCGGCCGGACGCCGAGUACUGGAACCGCCAGCAGGACAUCAUGGCGGACGCGGCCGAGGCGGACACGGUGUGCAGACACAACUACGAGGUUGAAAAGGGCUUCACCUGGCAGCGGCGAGUGGAGCCCACGGUGACCGUCUCGCCGUCCAGGACGGAGGCCCUAAACCACCACAACAUGCUGGUCUGCUCGGUGACGGAUUUCUACCCAGGUCAGGUCAGGGUCCGGUGGUUGCGGAAUGACCAGGAGGAGACAGCCGGCGUGGUGUCCACCCCGCUUAUUAGGAACGGGGACUGGACCUUCCAGAUCCUGGUGAUGCUGGAAAUGACCCCCCAGCGUGGAGACGUCUACACCUGCCACGUGGAGCACCCCAGCCGCCAGAGCCCCAUCACCGUGGAGUGGCGGGCUCAGUCUGAAUCUGCCCAGGGCAAGAUGCUGAGUGGCGUCGGGGGCCUUGUGCUGGGGCUGAUCUUCCUUGGGCUGGGCCUUGUCAUCCGUCACAGGAGUCAGAAAGGACCUCGUGGGCCUCCACCAGCAGGGCUCCUGCACUGACUCCUGAGGACUGCUUGACUGGGAUUGGUCUUCAUCCUUCUGCAGUGCCCGCCUGUCUGCCCAGAAUUCCCAGCCACCUGCGUCAGCCUGUCCCCCUCUGAGCUCAGAGUCCUACAGUGGCUGUUACACAGCCACCAGGUCACAUCCUGUGACCCCUGCCCCAAGGAUCUGGCUGUGAACCUGCUUCCUGCACUGCCCAGAGCCUCUGCCUGCACUGCCAGCUGCAUCUUCUCAGGCCUCGAGCGGCUGCUCUUCCAUUCUGCCCCACAGACUGCUCAAGAGAAGCACAUUGAAUCCGUUUGGCUGACUACAGAGCUUUUUAAAAAUAAUUAAACAUGAUUAUGAGUUA
This is a messenger RNA of Microcebus murinus (gray mouse lemur), 1226 nucleotides long. Its product is annotated as HLA class II histocompatibility antigen, DQ beta 1 chain. The record is from RefSeq and is a predicted model, not a curated record. Lineage: Eukaryota; Metazoa; Chordata; Mammalia; Primates; Cheirogaleidae. Gene Ontology annotation, biological process: immune response; antigen processing and presentation. Gene Ontology annotation, cellular component: membrane; MHC class II protein complex.